CUGGUUAAAGGUAAAUCAAAAGCAGAAUAAAGGAAGGUCAUGGAACAGAGCUAUGGAUGAAGUUACUGUCGAAAAACUGAUACAGAAGUUUAAAGAUAAUGGAGAACUAGACAAUGAAGAUCCAGCACUACUGAUGUUGAAGAAGUGGCCAGCCUCCAAAAAGUACCAUGAUAACCCUGAGAAACUUCCAGGCCUUGAAAAGCUGAUAAAUAGAUUGUUGGAAAUUCUGAUGGAUAGUGAACUGAACUCAAACAAGAGAUAUGAAAUGUUUAGAGAUGAGGAUGAUAAAACAGGGAAAACGUUGCUUCACUAUGCUGCAGAACUUGGAUUUUUGCAUGUCACUAAAACACUUGUGAAGAAAUGCGUUGGACUGCUUAGUGUGAAAACCAUAGCACCUCCUAAAAAGCGGGAGCUGUUACCAGUAGAAGUGGCAUUAGUGGCAGAAAAUGAUGAGGUGGCAGCAUAUUUGAUUAGAAUGAUGCAACAUGACAGAGUCCAGAAUUUUUUUUUAUGGAACCCAGAUAAUAUAACAAAUCCUCAGCCAUCAUACCUCAAUUUCAAAUCCAUCAUUGAAAAUCCUGGUAUGAAGAAAACCGUAGUGGCUGUUCUAGACCAGAUGGUGAAUCCACACUGGCCAUACCUUCCAAACCGCAAGGAAAGGUAUAGGAGUGAAGAGGAGAAAAAGGCAAUCGAAGGGGCUUGGAGCACAAUUACUGAAAAUCCUUUGAAUUAUCACUUCUUCUAUCAUAUUUUGGAUGCUGAUGAGAGAGGACGACCUCCUACACUUAUGUCAUCAGGAGGACAGCAGACAGAUAAUGAUCAUUUUAACUGGAGAAGCAAGUCUUGUUUACAAGUGAUUGCAAAGAGCUAUAACAAGGAGGCAUUGCAGCAUCCUGUGGUCAGAAUGUUAAUUAAAACAAAAUGGAAAAGUUAUGGACACUGGUUUCUUAGCCUUCGAGCUGCAUUCUAUGUUGUUUUCUUGCUAUUACUGUCAUACUCUCUGCUGUAUGGUUCUACUAAACUGGACCCCACUCAGUACAGGGGUGCAGCAGAUAUGCUACGUGGAUUUUGUGAGGUUGUCAUCCUCCUUCUGGUUGUGUUUUAUAUCUGUGAAGAGAGCAAUCAAAUGAGAAUUAGUGGCUUAGGAGAUGUUUUAUUGAGCGGUUUUCGAGCGUUGUCCGAACAACGACCAAUUGCGGAAGACUACUCAAGCUUCAACUGGCUCUCAAUUCUGUUAAUGCUGACGUACAUGGGAACUGUACUUGUGAUUCUGCUCAACAUACUCAUAGCACAGAUGAGCACGACCUACAAACAGGCCAAGAAAGUCGCCCGUCUGGAGUAUGAUGUGGAUCGUAUUUUACAGCUCACUCGCAUGGAGAGAUUUCCUUUUCUGAAUUUGCGCGUAAAGUACUACAAGGAAGGAGAGUGGAUCAGUGAAACGAAACUUGCGGAAGAGCUUCUAGAAUUUAGUGAGGAUCGCAAUGCUUGGGAAUCAGUUGAAGAAAAGCUAAAUGCGAUAAGGGAUAUGAUGAGGACAAUGGUUAGACAGAUGAGACUUGGAAGAGAAUGAACAGCUGCCAGUCAUAACGGUAGAAAUGGGA
Messenger RNA from Stylophora pistillata, 1601 nucleotides. RefSeq lists its product as uncharacterized. Gene Ontology annotation, molecular function: calcium channel activity. NCBI's taxonomy places the organism in Eukaryota, Metazoa, Cnidaria, Anthozoa, Scleractinia, Pocilloporidae. The record is from RefSeq and is a predicted model, not a curated record. Gene Ontology annotation, biological process: calcium ion import across plasma membrane. Gene Ontology annotation, cellular component: plasma membrane.